AUGCUCCGUGUUUGUCACAUGGCCGUUCCCUUUCUGGGCCAACUCACCAAGCUUUGGGGCGGGAUGUGUCUUCCCGCAGGAGGUGACGCCGUGACGAACAGCGUCAAGCGGCAGGUCCUGCAGACUGACGUUGCCCGCGCGCGGCAGAGCCUCGUCGAGAACGCAGACGGCGCCGCGACGGGCCGACUGGCGGAGGCGCUACAGGGCCGGAUCAAGAGGAUAGUCAAGGGCGUCAAGGGCGUCAAGAAGACGAGGCGGCAAAUGUGUCCGGCGAUGCUUAACCCAGUGACGGCGUCACCUCAGCCGACGCAGACGCACACAAUCGAUUCGCGGGGAGGGAGCACUGCUAUCCGGCGUGGUUGA
This is a messenger RNA of Colletotrichum destructivum, 363 nucleotides long. RefSeq lists its product as uncharacterized. The record is from RefSeq and is a predicted model, not a curated record. The transcript has a single exon. Bases 1 to 363 code for a protein of 120 amino acids. NCBI's taxonomy places the organism in Eukaryota, Fungi, Ascomycota, Sordariomycetes, Glomerellales, Glomerellaceae.